This is a messenger RNA of Spodoptera littoralis (African cotton leafworm), 1907 nucleotides long. NCBI's taxonomy places the organism in Eukaryota, Metazoa, Arthropoda, Insecta, Lepidoptera, Noctuidae. The record is from the annotation of a GenBank genome assembly.
UCCGAGUGCACGUAAAUUAUUUAAAAAUAUUUCGAAACGCCUCAUUUCAAUACAUUUGAUAACAGCUGUAACAGUAUAAAAAUGCCAUCUAGUUAGCGAAAAAAUUACAAGGUCGUAUUUAUUAAUUCGUCAUUAAAGAGAUGCAAUAUAUACCCAUAUGUUAGAAGUUAGAACUACCAAUACCCUUACCCAUAGAUAUAAUGUCCAUGCCAAUAGCCCAAUACCCUAGCAACCCCAAAUAGUCAAUUGUCUCUGGUAGAAUUUAAUCAAUAUUUUGCUUUGCCAUGUUUUCUUCCAUAAAAGUUUUCCAACUUUAAUUUUCUCAUUGACUAUAGAUUUCAUUAUUUUGGGAUGAUUAUUCUCAAAGCAGAUAUUAAACAGGUUGUUGCGGAUACUAAGGUGUACUCCGGGUUAAUUGAGGGCAGUCGAUGAAGAUGCGACUGUGCUGUAUUACCAGCAGCAUGGACUUCCAUGGGAUUCACCUUCCCGGGAUAUACUCGAGGGCAGUCAGUGUUAGUGUGGGUUGUUGCGGGUACUAAAGUGUUCUCCUGGGUAUACUUGAGAGAAGUCGAUGUAGAUGCGACGGUGCGGCAUUACCAGCAGCAUGGACUUCCAUGGGAUUCACCUUCCCGGGAUAUACUCGAGGGCAGUCAGUGUCAGUGUGGGUUGCUGCGGAUACUAAGGUGUACUCCGGGUUAAUUGAGGGCAGUCGAUGAAGAUGCGACUGUGCUGUAUUACCAGCAGCAUGGACUUCCAUGGGAUUCACCUUCCCGGGAUAUACUCGAGGGCAGUCAGUGUCAGUGUGGGUUGCUGCGGAUACUAAGGUGUACUUCGGGUUAAUUGAGGGCAGUCGAUGAAGAUGCGACUGUGCUGUAUUACCAGCAGCAUGGACUUCCAUGGGAUUCACCUUCCCGGGAUAUACUCGAGGGCAGUCAGUGUCAGUGUGGAUGCUACAUAAUUGACACUCGCAGGAUUAUGGAAGCGGGAAAGUUCGAAAGAGCUGCAACAUCACCAAAACCAUUAACAAGAGUGUCAUGCGAAAGCUAAUAGUCCCAAUCUUCCUUUACGCGACCGAGACGUGGACAGAAGAUAAAUGUUUUAAAGAUGAGGCGCUACAAGAAGAUGCUCGGAAUAUCAUUAACAGAGUUCCGCAGCAUUGUUACCAUACUUGGAGAACUCAGCAUCACACAGCGUCUAUCGACCAUGGAAAACAUGCUCCCGCUACAGUGCUUUGGCCGUGCCAUGUCAGGGAAGGUAUAAGGAAUCAGGUCACAAGGUGGAUCACCUAUGCGUUGGACAGAUCAAGUGCACGACGAAAAUCAGCGACAGAAAACCCAUUGCCAGUUUGCGUCAAUUCACAGAGAUGAUAAGGAAAGCUGUGUCCGCCUCUAUGAGCCUCUAAUGCAAUUGGCCGACGCAACAUGACCAUGGUGAAGAUUAUGAAGGUGCUCGCCUGGGAUGCUGGAGCAGUCAGAAAUCAAGAGGUAAAUAGCGACAAAAGAGGGGUGAAUAGAGACAAAAGAGGGGUGAAUAGAGACAAAAGAGGGGUGAAUAGAGACAAAAGAGGGGUGAAUAGAGACAAAAGAGGGGUGAAUAGAGACAAAAGAGGGGUGAAUAGAGACAAAAGAGGGGUGAAUAGAGACAAAAGAGGGGUGAAUAGAGACAAAAGAGGGGUGAAUAGAGACAAAAGAGGGGUGAAUAGAGACAAAAGAGGGGUGAAUAGAGACAAAAGAGGGGUGAAUAGAGACAAAAGAGGGGUGAAUAGAGACAAAAGAGGGGUGAAUAGAGACAAAAGAGGGGUGAAUAGAGACAAAAGAGGGGUGAAUAGAGACAAAAGAGGGGUGAAUAGAGACAAAAGAGGGGUGAAUAGAGACAAAAGAGGGGUGAUAAGGACAAAAGAGGGGUGA